CUGCAGGCACCAAACACCCAGAUUCUCAGACACCGCUGGCAUUACUGUCAAGCAUCCCUCCAUUUCUUCUCGAGUCUACCGUUUGCUGCCAUAUUGCUGAGACCAGAGCACAAGAGGAAGAGACCAAAAAAAACAACACGCAUGGUUUAGACGCAAUCAAUGGCUACGCUCUUGUUGGCAUCGCUGGGUAAGACCAGAAGCACCCUCCUCCCACUCCGUCGCCGUCUCCCACCGCCUCCAUCCGUACUUUUACCGUUCUUGCAACUAUCCAGCGUAUUUACAGUAUCAUACCAUACGACGAAGGCCUCCCACCACAAUCGGAAGCGCGCCUCUCCCUGCUCGCUGUCAUCAAACCAUUGCCAGGGCCUAUCCACAGCGAAUCAACACCCCCAGUCAUCGACCCAACACCACAUCCGGUUUUCUGACUCCUGGUACAUCCGUCUUUGACGCUGCAGGGGCCUAUAGGGGCAUGGUGGACAUCUGGCAGCCCCCGGUCCAGCUCUACAAAGGCUUGCCAGGGAUGAGCCAGCCUUGGAAUUCGCAAAGCCAUCGGCUGCAUCCACUCCCUGAUUUCCCUCGCUACCAUCAAUUUCCUUCAACAAAGGACUUCUCAUCUGUCCUGCAGCCUUGCCCAUUGGCCACUCUCUACCAGCGAGCUUGAGGUGGUCCCAGAGGCUUCCAUAGACUUCCAGUCAUCGCUAGCACGGAUUAGUCAAAAGGUUCAGCCACGUCAAAAACAGCGCGACCAAGGGCAGCCUGGGCGAGCGGCUUUCCAGGGCAGCCUCCUCCCCAUCAGGCCCGUUCUUCGGUCCGUCGACUCCAGCGGCCCAUCCAGUCACACCGGGACGCAUGCUCCGCGCCGCUAGUUCCCAUCGAACUCUUUGUCACUCCGCAGACAACGAUAUUUACUUUUCCAUUCACUCUACCCAGCCAUCCGACUUUUCUCUCUUUUUCCCUCCUCACCACUUAACACGCGCGUCAUCGCAAGGCCGCCACAGCAAGCUUCAACAUCGCUAUUGAUUUGAUUGAGUCCGCAGUCUCAAUCCUGUUCCUCCCGGCUCAACCAAAUUUCGAGCCCAGUUACGCUAUGAUAUUCAGUCAUUCCAGCAUUUUCCGGACCUACCUCUCCCCUCAAAAACACACACAACCAGACCCGAACGUGUUGGACCCGGAUCGAGGGAAAGAUUGCUGCGGAAAGGGGCAGGAGUGAGGAGUGACGCCCAGUAUCGGAGAAGAGGCUAUCGAUUUGGGCCAACAUGAGUUAUCACUACGGCGUUCCCCCGGCGCAUUACGCCAAAUACACCACCUCGCCUUACAGCAGCGGCGAGUACGUUCAUUAUGCUCCUCAAUAUGACACGACGCCCAAGAAACACGCGCGUAAGGCCAGCUACAACCCUUCACCCAGGGUUGGAGGUUGGUUUUCACCCGCUGGCUCUCCGCCACCCUACUAUGAGCCCCGAGUUCAGUAUGCUGCACCGCGGGAUGAUGUUUAUGUGAGUGAGGAAAGGGCCAAGUCCCGCAACUACGAGAGCUAUGGCACCUUGCCACGCUCCAAAUAUCAUACCCGUUCAACGUCACGCAAACAGAACCAGCCCAUCUACAUCUACGACGAUCAAGCUGAAUAUGCAAGAGAGCCGCCUACCUACAUCUACCGCGAGCCAAAGCCUUCCAAAACCAAGCAUAUGCGGAAGCCAAGCACUGACACGUAUUUCUACUAUGGGCAGGAGCAGGUCAUAGAUGAGCAACCGAAGCGGUCUAGGGCUCGAAGGUCCUCGUCCACCACCAAGCCAUUACACAGAUCCAAGCCCAGCCAGCACAAGCCCACGCCACAGGCCACUGAGGAAGAUGCCAUUCGCGCCGGGAUCCCGCCCGGCUAUUCCAUAAAGCACUGGGAUCCUACGGAGUUGCCCAUAAUUCUGUUGGGUAGUGUCUUUGAUGCCAACUCCCUGGGCAAGUGGAUUUACGACUGGACCGUCUUCCAUCACGGCGCCUCGACACCUAUCGCUGAUAUGGCUGGCGAACUGUGGUUGCUGCUCAUCAAGCUCGCAGGAAAGAUGAAGCGGGCCGAAGAAUGCGUUGAUCGUAUCCAGAACCUCGACAAGCAAGAGACUGUCGAGGACUUCAUCGUGAGUGGUCACCGGCUGUGGGAUAGGUUCAAGGCGCUCCUCAAGGAGUGCGAACACUACAUGCUCAAGGCUGCCAAACGUGACGGCACGAAGACCAUGGGUAAAAAGGCGGGCACCGAGUUUGUCGACUCCAUCUUCGGACGCGACCGCCACCUCGAACAGACGGAGAAGAUCAUGAACCAAAUCAGACUCUGGAGCAUGCGCUUCGACGUCAACUGCGAGGACACGCUGCGUCGACCCUCUGUUGCCUAGGGAUGGCGCCGACGCGUCAACAACAACAGAUCUCGGUCGCCGCCUUUUUCGAAGCGAGAGGCGAUCUCCAUGUGGCGAAAACAAGCAUGACUCGGCCCCAAAACUUCAUCAACAACUUAAACGACAACACUGUACUAUACAGCACAUAGUGCAUUCUGCAUUUCAUUGGCGCUUAUGGUGAGGCACAUGUAACAACACGGCAUCAAACCUCAAGCGAGUUAUUUGAUUACAUCCAUUUAUGUAUACCUAGGUGCGCAUCAUGGGGGAUCUCUGAGUCAUUCAUAACGCACAGGCAGGCUACGGCAUUCUCAUUGGUUAUUGGGGUCAUAACACAUUAUUGGUUUCCUUACGGCAUGGCGAACCGGAUCGGCGUGGAUAGGCAGGGGAGUGUUACAGCUUCAACAAUAAUGUUAUAUGGGGCAAAAAGCACGGAGCAGAGGUGUUUUUCUUCUGGUCGGAGGGAAAAAGUUGCCUGACGCUGACAGCAAGCCAUACAGGGGCUGGGUUUCUAUGGCUGAUGUUGACCAUGUACUUUUAUGCGUUUAUACACGCACAUGGUCUUCUGCCUUGGGAGUUGCUCUCGGCGUUGACUUUUUGUCAUUAUUUCCGUUGUCGCGCUAUAUACCCCAGGAGUUGCGGACUUGUCUUAUCUAGGCUAUGGUUGGCUUUCUUUUUUAAUAGUACAGUACUAAAUGGCUUAUUGUAUGGUUUUAUGUAUGUGUGAAGUAUCAUUUCAGGGGCA
Molecule: messenger RNA, 3120 nt
Organism: Exophiala dermatitidis NIH/UT8656
Lineage: Eukaryota; Fungi; Ascomycota; Eurotiomycetes; Chaetothyriales; Herpotrichiellaceae
Exons: 1
Coding region: 1257-2378 (373 amino acids)
Source: RefSeq, a predicted model, not a curated record